Amoebophrya sp. A25 is the source of this 2129-nucleotide messenger RNA. The record is from the annotation of a GenBank genome assembly. NCBI's taxonomy places the organism in Eukaryota, Dinophyceae, Syndiniales, Amoebophryaceae.
AAGCAUUGAGGAACAAGUUGUACAAGAAUUGACAAAAAUCAUGGCAACGACGACCACGACAAUGAUACCGUCUACGCCGCCAACCGUGUCGAAGAACAUGGACAACCUAGUCGAGCCGGCGAGGGACGACCUGAUCGCCGGGUCGAACAAUGUCCUCAUCCUUGGGGAAGGCAACUUCAGUUUCGCGCACGCCGUAAGCGGGAUCGCUGAUGCCUCUAUCCUGGAGAGGUAUUUCGGUUUCACACCAGACACUGUCCUCGCCACCUCAUUCGACACAGAAGAGGAAUUGUGUGAGAAGUACCCUGAGUUCGUGCCUAUGCGGACUAGGAUAGCGGAACGUGCUUGUCAAAGCAGUCGUGCGAAUGCUGGCAAGCGAAAAAAAGUUGCAGCUGUAGAGAAACUUCAGCUAGAUGAAGAACGGCAAAAACAAGUUCCUCGUCCACGUGUGACACUGCAACAUGGUAUUGAUGCAGUGCAACUGACUGAGCCUGAGAAUUUCGACCAAGACCUCUUCUUCAACGCUGUCUGUUGGAAUCACCCUCACCUGGGUGCAGAGGAUUGCAGAUUGCAUAGGUUUUUGUUGGCUCAUUUCCUUCAUGGAGCUAAGAGGAGAUUGAAAAACUUUCCACUUGAAUCUUCUGUCAAAGGAGAUCACAACUACGAUAUUGGUACAACUAUCGACGUUCCUCCCCGUGUCAUAGUCGCCUUAGUCGUAGGCCAAGGUGAACGGUGGAACAUAGAAGAAGCCGCAAAAAAACAAGGCCUACGACUCCUUCAUAAAAGGCCGUUUUGGACCGACUCCUUCCCGAACUACGUCUGUAAGAGGAAUAAGAGUGGCAAGAGUUUCAAGAACAUGGAAACGAAAAAACAGUGGCGACCUGGACAGGUAACGCAAGAUGCAAGCAUGAAGAGUUUAGUGUGGACAUUUGUGGAUGCAGAGAUACCAGAGUUUAGUUUGGACAUAUCUGGUGCCAGCGCUUGUUCCACUGUAAAGCCUACCACAGCAGUCCUCGCUUCUCUUCAAGGUGGCAAUGGCGUCUCAGGAUCCUCUUCAACCCCGGUAUCAAAUUCCACGACGCCUCCGCGUCCUGUCACGACUAUUAAUACGACCUUUCAUUGUGAUGAUUGUGAUAGAUCUUUUCGGAGUGCGCAGGGCUUAAAAACACACCGACGACAGGUUCACGAGUUAAAGAAAUAUGCACAGGACUGCGCCAGCGCAAGUUCUUCUAGUGGUUCCGAUUUAGUGCCAUCAACAACCAGCAAGAACGUAAGUCCUGGCCCUUUCGUCCGUCUCACCUGUUCCCAAUGUCCUCCCAGUGCUCAAGGCUCUGCUGCACCUCGACGAGUGUUUUCCAGCGCCCAUGACUUGUGGCAGCAUCGGCUGAGUAAACACGGCUUCAGAGGACCACCACCGGGAGUUGAUGUGGUGAUAAAGCUGGAGAGUCAAUGUGGUGAUAAAGCUGGAGAGGAUUCCACUAGUACAACUGCGAGUGGAAGCGUCUCACCUGUGACGGUUUCGCACUCGAAGGAGGAAGAGACAGAAUCAAAGGUGCUGGAAUCAUUAUCAUCCCUAAUGUCUUCAGAAAGACCAGCCGCUUUAGAGCGGAUGUAUCUGCCAGGGGGUGACCACUUGACAAGAGACGUCUACGACGUGAUUCUGUGUGCUGACGCUCGUCACGACGCUGUAGAAGAUCCUAGGAAACCACAACUACAACCAGAUGCACAAGCAAGAACUUCCACUUCUUCUAUGGCAGAAGUUGUAACCGAACAAGAACAGAAACCUUCUGCAUCUGGUAGUCCAGAAGUCAUCCCGAAGAAAGCAUCAGUUCCAGCUUUCCGUCCAUGUCCUGUAUGUGGACAGGCAGUGUCAACUUCAUGGACAAUGCAGGACCAUAUCUCCACACUACGACCACUUUUGGGCAUGAACCUAGAGUGCUCCUAUAAAUGCGGCAAAACUUUCAUUGAGCAUCGUGCAAGGGCACAACAUGAAUUGUUUUGUCGACUGAAAAAUGGAGGUUCUUGUCGUGGGAAAAAGGACUAAACAGGCUAGAACUGAGACUGAUUUUUUCAAGUCUCCCUUAUUUGUUUCCCCGCGCUCUUUUCACUUUGCUAGAACCUGUCGACGCAUG